CCUCUAUUACCUGUGUUUACGAACCACGAGAUUCACCAGACCUGAAUACCGACAACCGCGCAUUUACAAUGGCACCCGGUCAUUUUCAUGUCAACACCACCGACGCCCAACUGAAAUGGUCCCGCGAUGUUCCGCCCGUUGCAAUCGUGGAGCAGAACCAAAACGUGACAUUCGACCUUUUGGAUUCGGCCGACGUUGCCAAGAUUGACAUCAACACAUGCGACCCUAUAUUUGGACCCGUGUUUAUCAAGGGCGCUGAGCCUGGAGAUGUCCUCGAGUGCGAGUUCGUCAAAUUAGAAACCGCCGACUGGGGGUUCACCGCCGUCACACCUGGCUUUGGACUAUUGGCCGACGAGUUUCCGGAUCCUGCGUUGAAAAUAUUCUCUUGGACGCAAGCAGACAGUCACAUCCAGUUUUGCGAUGGCAUUCGAAUCCCAAAGCGGCCAUUUCUCGGCAUUUCUGGCGUUUCUCCAGGAGACGUUGGCGAAUUCUCUACCAUCCCUCCCCUAGAGACUGGCGGCAACAUGGAUUGUCGGUAUUUGACGGAGGGUACAAAGCUAUUCCUGCCCGUCAAAGUCGCUGGGGCGCUCUUCAGUUGCGGUGAUGGCCACGCUGCUCAAGGAGACGGGGAGGUGUGUGGAACCGCUAUCGAAACACACAUGAAGGCGACUAUCCGCUUUACGGUUCAUAAAGGAAUGAGCUACGUCACCAGUCCUCAAUUCGACACACGCGGUUCCGUUCAUUCUGACUUACAAAGUCGAGGGCCAGUCUAUGGCACCUUAGGUAUCGACGGCGAUCUCCACGAGGCGUGCAAAAAGGCAGUUCGUGCGAUGAUCGAAUACCUCGUCGCAACUCGCGGCCUUGACAGAGUCGAUGCAUACAUGCUGACGAGCUUGGUCGCGGAUCUCCAGGUAACCGAGGUUGUGGAUAUGCCACACUACGCCGUGGCGGCAAGUCUCCCGUACAACAUUUUUACUGACUGAGAGUUGGCGCGGUGGUGCGCAAUUUAGUCAUGAGCAACUGGACAGGAUGCGUGAUGAUGUUUUAGUUUCGUCCUUCCAGACAAUAUUGCAG
Molecule: messenger RNA, 1074 nt
Organism: Ilyonectria robusta
Lineage: Eukaryota; Fungi; Ascomycota; Sordariomycetes; Hypocreales; Nectriaceae
Exons: 3
Coding region: 69-983 (304 amino acids)
Molecular function (GO): hydrolase activity, acting on carbon-nitrogen (but not peptide) bonds, in linear amides
Source: RefSeq, a predicted model, not a curated record